This is a messenger RNA of Trichoderma reesei QM6a, 2135 nucleotides long. RefSeq lists its product as uncharacterized. NCBI's taxonomy places the organism in Eukaryota, Fungi, Ascomycota, Sordariomycetes, Hypocreales, Hypocreaceae. The record is from RefSeq and is a predicted model, not a curated record. Bases 1 to 1689 code for a protein of 562 amino acids. The transcript has a single exon.
AUGCAAGACUUGGACACCCCCAUUGCGUUGCGUCGCAGCCGGCGCGUAAACGCCAAAUCGGCAUCCCCUCCAGCCAUGCCCUCACCACCAAUGACGCCUCACAGAAGAAAGAGAGGCUUCUGCUAUUCUGAUCCCGGCCCUUCCAUCUCGAGCGGCCUCACGCCAAUGGUACGACGCACAUUUCUGGCCGAGACCCCAAAGGGCCGACGGCUCGUCAGCAUGACGCCCAGCCCAACUCCUCGAUCCAAGAGGCACUCAGACGCGGCGGGCGACCUCAAUCUUCAUCAGACCAUUGACGGCCGCGUUGAGCGUCGGAUACGGCGCAAUGGCUUCCGGGACAUGCUCAACAGGAUGCAGAAGGAGAAGCGGCGCACAGAACAGUCGGCUCAGACGCAGGUCGAGAAGCUCAAGGCCGAGGUCAGGGCGCGAGACAGGGAGAUUUACAACCUGCAGAAUGCGACCGUGAUCAUGGACACGGAACGGAUUUGGGAUCUGGAGCAGCAGGUUCGCAGGCUUAAAGGCGAACUUGCGAAGAGGAGCUUGGUCAAAGAGGAAGCUACUACUCAGUAUUACAGCUGGGCGGAGCCGUCGAUUGAGGUGCUGAGAAAUGAUGAGAUGGACAUGACUGAGAACGAUACACAGUUUGGCGGCCAGGCUGUUGUGAGGGUCAAGGCGAGCCCGUCAAGAGCAAGGUCGUCCUUUCUGACGCCUCCUCCCACAAGUCCGACGGUGCCUGCAUCUCCAUGCUACAGGGAAGCCUCCCCGUCGCCGUCCUCUCGCCACCCGCAAAUGGGCUUCCAAGAAGAACCGGACCAUCAGCAUCUGGAAGAAGAGAUUGCAUCCCUACGGUUCAAAGUACAGCAGCUGACGGCAACUCUGGACUCGUACAAGGCGUUAUGUGGACGAAUCAGCAACACUCUGUCGAACGGCUCCGUCGAAAGGAAAGCUGCCGCUUCUUCCUUCGAAGCAAUAGAGAAGCAGGUCCAGCUGCUGUUCCAGAACUUGUCCGACCGGGCUGCUGAGGCUAGGCGUCUUACGUCUGCCAUUGGACAGCUAGGCUUUCCUGGUAAUGAUGCAAGCGAGAUGAUUGUGUCGGUUGCAGCUGGAUUUCGAGACGCUCGCAUCGAGCUUGAGUAUCUCACGCCAGACGAAGUGAUGCUGCCCUUUACCCGUCGGGGCUCAGAGGUGCUUGACCUGCUAUUGACGCGGUUGAGGGCCUUGACGAAGAAGUCGAGGGAAGACGAUGACACAAUUGACGAGUAUCAUGAGAUUGAACAGUCUCUACGCAAGGAGCUUGGCUCACAGGAGACUGUCAUGGACGAGCUCAAUCGGAAAAUAGCGACGGCAUAUGGCAUGCUGGACGAAAAGGAUGGGCGCAUCAGGGAGCUGCAAGCUGGUAAUGACAGACUUCAGGGUGCUGUUGAUGGCUACGUCCAUGAUAUCGCCGAGCUUCGGAGAGUAGUGGAAGGGAUGGCGAAUGGACAACAGGAGUUGAGAUUUGCGCAUGCCGCUCAGCAACAGUUGAGUCAAGAGGCGCUCACAGCUCAGCAUGCCAUCAUCGCCAGUCUGGAGGCCAGGAUCGAAGAAGAGAGGAACAAGGCCAAGGAUGCCAUGGAUUCGGUAAAGGGAGAGCUGCAACGAGUUCUGCUCCUGAGCCAGAGCUUCCUCCAUGCUACUGCUACACCAUGAAGUAGACGCAAACAAUGUAAUAAAAAACAAUCAAUCUUUCAUAACAUUUCAUCCAUCGUAUAACAUCAAAUACCUAACAUGAAAGCAACUAUAUAGAUCAUCGUCUCGCUAUGCGGCUUGCUAACGCUGUGUGUAGUAUGAGGGGGCGGGGGAGGGAAAAGGAUGUGCUGAACAGGAGCCAAGUGCAGAUGCAUAGAGUCAUUGACGCGUAUAAGCUCUUUCGAGAAGGAAAAAGCAAGAGAACCCAAAACCCAAAACUGAAAACAACAACCAAAAAAAUAUCAUGAGACGAACCAAACGAAUGCCAAUUUCCCCACAAGAACGAAUGCCGAGUUUCCAAAUGAACGAAUGCCGAAUUUCCAAACGAGUGCCAGGUUUUUUCCCCUUCUCAUCUCAUCCACCACCUCGUCAUCACCCCCCCCUUGAGGAGCGUCGAAAAGGGGGAU